Xenopus tropicalis (tropical clawed frog) is the source of this 3389-nucleotide messenger RNA. It is a transcript of the gene arpin, whose product is annotated as actin related protein 2/3 complex inhibitor. Bases 181 to 861 code for a protein of 226 amino acids. Gene Ontology annotation, biological process: negative regulation of actin nucleation. NCBI's taxonomy places the organism in Eukaryota, Metazoa, Chordata, Amphibia, Anura, Pipidae. The transcript is spliced from 7 exons. The record is from RefSeq and is a predicted model, not a curated record.
CCCAGCAGUACGUCGCGUCAUUUCAGACUAAACCACUGUAUUUGGGGGGUGGCUAGCUUACAAGACCUCACUAUUGACUAGAAUGUUCGAAUAAGGCCCGUAGUUAUAGGUAUCCCCUGCGGGUGGCCGUUCCUGGUAUUUGAGCUUCCUGAAUGGAGAGUAUCUUGUGUUGCAAUCGAGAUGAGUCGGAUAUAUCACAAUACGUCUCUCCGAAAUAAACCAGUGCACGAUGAGCGCAUUGCUGGUUCUUGGGAGCCGACUGCCUUCCAGCGGGGCGCAGGGGUUUUGCUGGAAGGGACCCUGCUGGAUUUCUCAAGACAUUCCCUUACAGACAGCAAGGGGAAGAAGGAACGAUGGUACAUUCUGUAUCUGAUGCCAAGCAAAAUACAUCGCAGGCAUUUUGAUAGUAAGGGGAAUGAGAUUGAACCCAACUUCAGCGACACCAAGAAAGUAAAUACAGGCUUCCUCAUGUCUUCUUACAAGGUUGAAGCAAAGGGUGAAUCUGACAAAAUAUCUGUAGAGGAGCUGAUUCAGCUGGUGAACAAAGUGGAACUAAUGAAGAUAAGUGAAAAGUACACUCCUAGGGAAACGGUUGCCUUUUGGCUUCCAGAGGUAGACGUGGAGAAGACUGAGCUAGAGCUGGGUGAACAACUACGAGUAAAAACCAUGGGAGACAGCCCCUUUGUAUUUUCAUUAGCGAAGGUUGACAGCGGGACUGUCACCAAAUGCAACUUUGCUGGAGAUGCACAGGCUGGAGCUUCCUGGACAGACAACAUAAUGGCUCAGAAAUCACAAAGCACUUCAGCAUGUUUUGAACCCAGGGGGCAAGGAGAUGGAGCGGAAGAUGAUGAAUGGGAUUGAAAAUUGAACUUUUAACUCCACAGUAGCAACUAAUCUGGCACAAGCUGUUCUCUAAAUGGAUGCCAAACACACCUUGCCAUCAAAAUGAUUUUUGUAAUGAUUGUCAAUGUUUUAGUUAAUUUGAAAUCCACUUGUGAAUGAAUCAUCCAAAAAUAAAUAUAUAAUUUUUUUUAUAGUGCACCAUACUGUAGGAGCUCACUACACAUAUCCCACACAAUGUAUGUACUUUAUUAAGCCUGUAAUAUAAAAUGCAUAUCUUAUAUGUAUAUAUGUAAAUAUAUGUAUGUAUACACAUAUAUUUACCCUACAUAUAAAAUACAGUACAUAUAACCUCUUUAGCAAUGAUUUGCAUUAUGAGUGGAGAAUAAUGGCAGAUUAAAGACCUACAGGUUUAUUUUAAGCACUCAACAUAUGGACUAUUUUGUACACCAUACAAGCUUAAGGGAGACAUUAUGUACCUGGUACAGAUGCCAACUCAGGAGUUAUGUACAUCCAGCAAUUCCCAUUGUAGAUAAAUUUGGACGUAUCGUGCUAAACCAAACGUGCACUUUAUAAUUUAAAAAAAGCAUACUUGAGUUGCAUUUUCAUUAAUGAUCUUCCUGACAGCUAAAAAUCAUUUUAUCAUUUUGUUAGUAAUUGUAUCUUUCUUUGGGAUUAUUUUUCCUUUAAAAAGGAAUAUAGAUUUAGUUGCUUUUCUUAUAGGGAACAUAUUGCCACCCCUUAGCCCCUACCUCUUUGGUUCUUUUCACAUUUAUGCAUCUUAGUGGUUGAUCAUACAUUAAUAGCAAAUUGCUCUAACAGUUUUUGCUGCAAUUUUCGUAUCUGUCCCUGUCCCGCAUUAUAUACAGGAAUAUUUAUUUGAAUGGUGAAUUAACAAUUUAUUGCAAAAUUCACCAUAACAAAACUUUUACCAAAAAAAGUCCUUUAAAGUUAUUAUGCAAUGCAAAAUAGGAACGGCACACACACUUGUGUUUUAUGGGUGCUUCAGCUCUUUAUUUGGCUACAGAGAGUACAACAGAAGAUAACAUUUCAGGCAGUUAAGUCACCCUUAUACAAUUUGCUUCGUUUUUAUAUUCUCGAUUUGUGACACAUUUUUUAUCAAAUAAGUGUUUUGGUUUUUCGUUUGUUUUCUUUUUCGUCUUAAUUAUAUUUUUUUCUUCUUUGGUGGGAUCAUAGUUCCUGAUGUCACUUUUGUGUUCAUUAUUCCUAAAGACAAUUUACAAUACUUUGAUCGUAUUUUUUAUUCAGUGCCUUCUAUUUUCGCCUCUUUCUAGCUUUCAAACAGGGGUCACUGAACCUAGCAGCCAAUUUAUCUAUUGAGCUAUUCAUCUUCCAGUCUCCCAUUCAAACCACUGUCUGAUUUAGGGUUGCCACCUGUCUAGUUUUGACCCGGACAGGCCAGUUUUUGGAAGGGCUGCCUGGGUCGAAACCUCCUGCCUGGUUGAUGUCACGGACCGCCUCCUCCUUGCAAUGCCACGGCCCCGCCUCCUCCUCCCCACCCCCGUGACAUCACCCCCGCCCCCAUCCCAGCUAAGAAAGCCGGCUGAGUCGGAUUGCUAGGGUAGAUUGCACCCUAGCAACCCAGUAGCUACGGAAUUUGAAUUUUCACUGGAAACUGGAGAGCCACUGAACAGAAAGCUAAACAGUUAAAAAGUGACUCAAUUGUAAAUUAUCUCAGAAUAUUUCUGUCUGCAUCAUAUUAAAUGUUAAUUUAAAGGUGAAAUAACAGUGUAUGUUAAAGUACCCAUGAUGGCCCUAUGUAGCAUUGCCCCCAGGCUUGAUUUUAGUCUAUACAGUGAUGGAACAUAAAUCUACUGUGUAUGUUUAAUGUGUGCAUUCCUGGGAACCUGGUACUUAUAUUCAGUGGCAGGUUUUUGAGGUUAAAGGGUUAAUGUGCCUUUAAUGCAUUGAUAUGUAGGCAGUCAGUAAAGCACAAAGCAAACCCACAUGCACAAUCCAAAUAAAUUGAACAAUAACUGGAAUGGGAAUAUAUUUACAGCCAUUUAUUGCUCAGUUUCCUUUUUCCUAUGCUGCCGCCACCACCACCACCACCGCCUCCCCUAAGUGAAUCUAUAAAAGCUUUUAUUUUGCAGUGAAGUUAACAUUUCAUGCCUCCCUUUUCCAUUUGCAAUCUGUUAAUAGUCUGUUUCUGGGCAACACUGUCAUAAAGCAUGGCCCAGCUACAUGGUACCUGAAAGAAGCACCCAUAAAAAGCUUACAAUGUAUUUUUAAUUCUAACAACUGAGAUGGUUCAUUUACUGACAAAGAAUUAUUACAAUAAUGUUAGCUUGGGAUGCUGCUAUUUUGUAAAUUACAGAUUUUACAUUGCUGCUAUUUACUGAUCCUUUGAAUGCACAGGUCUCAGCUAAUGGCAAAUGAAUUUGUUUGUUACAAAUAUCAGCAAUGAGCCACAAUUUACCAUACAGGAAUUCUACAACUGCUUUUUCUGGAAGGUUGUGGCAUAUUGUCUUUUCACCCUGUGAUAAACAUGUCACUAUUCCUCAAAUAUAUAUAUAUAUAUUACUGUA